This is a messenger RNA of Raphanus sativus (radish), 1665 nucleotides long. RefSeq names its product protein pleiotropic regulatory locus 1-like. Gene Ontology annotation, molecular function: protein binding. The record is from RefSeq and is a predicted model, not a curated record. Gene Ontology annotation, cellular component: precatalytic spliceosome; Prp19 complex; catalytic step 2 spliceosome. Lineage: Eukaryota; Viridiplantae; Streptophyta; Magnoliopsida; Brassicales; Brassicaceae. The transcript has a single exon. Gene Ontology annotation, biological process: mRNA splicing, via spliceosome. The coding region runs from base 290 to 1645 and encodes 451 amino acids.
GUCAAGGCUUUUAGGAUCAUCCCAGAGAGAGCAAGAGCACAAGAGAGAGAGAGAGAUAACAAGAGAUUAAGCAGUUAGGAGUAUUAGGGUUUUGUAUUAAUCAUUGGCUUGUAAUCUCUAUUGUUGUUCUUGAGAAACAAUUUUCUUUGAGUGCAUAAGGGAAAAGAGCUUUUGAUAUUGAUUUCUAUCUGUGUUUAAGCACUAGGCAAAGGUCUAAAUCGUAGCAUUAGUUUUUAUUUGUUUCUACCAUACCUCUCGCUCUCUCUGUAAACCCUAACCGCAAGAAACGAUGCCGGGUCCAACGAAGGAGUUGGAAUCAAUAGAAACACAGUCGCUGAGCAUCAAAUCCCAGAAACGAGCAGCACUUGAUCUCUUCUCCCCCGUCAACGGCCAAUUCCCUCCUCCUCCUGAUGCCGAAGCCAAGAAGAUUCGUCUCAGCCAUAAGAUGAAGGUUGCUUUUGGAGGUGUGGAGCCUGUUGUGAGUCACCCUCCACGUCAACCUGAGCAGAACGGAACCUCAAGUGCCCUUGUCGUUGGUCCAACGUUUCAGCCAAAGGGGUUGAACAGUAUUGUUACGUCAGGCAAAAGCACCACCACCAUUAUCCCUCCAACCUCGUAUGAAAGAAACUUUUCAACUUCUGCAUUAAUGGAGAGAACGCCUCGCCCCGAGUGGCAUGCGCCAUGGAAGAAUUACAGGGUCAUUCAGGGUCACUUGGGUUGGGUCAGAUCCGUGGCCUUUGACCCGAGUAACAAAUGGUUUUUUACCGGUUCAGCGGAUCGUACCAUCAAGAUGUGGGAUGUAGCAACCGGAGCUCUGAAGCUAACACUUACCGGUCACAUCGAGCAAGUGCGAGGCCUCGCUGUAAGCAACCGACAUAGAUACAUGUUCUCAGCUGGUGAUGACAAGCAAGUCAAAUGCUGGGACCUCGAGCAGAACAAGGUCAUCCGGUCUUAUCAUGGUCACUUGAGCGGAGUCUAUUGCUUAGCUCUUCACCCCACUUUGGACUAUUUAUUUACCGGAGGGCGUGACUCUGUCUGCAGGGUGUGGGAUAUUCGAAGCAAGACGCAACUUUAUGCACUCACACAUGAGAGCACUGUUUGUUCCGUCUUCACUCGUCCAACAGACCCACUAGUUGUGACUGGAUCACAUGACACUACUAUUAAACUCUGGGACCUUCGGUAUGCCAAACCAAUGACGACUCUGACGCAUCAUAAGAAAUCCGUCAGAGCAAUGACCCUUCAUCCUAGAGAGAAUGCAUUUGCUUCUGCGUCUGCUGACAACACCAAAAAGUUUAGCCUUCCAAAGGGAGAGUUUCGCCACAACAUGCUUUCGCAGCAGAACACCAUAGUUAACGCAAUGGCUGUGAACCAGGAUGGUGUAUUGGUCACUGGAGGUGAUAAUGGAAGUUUAUGGUUCCGGGACUGGAAGAGUGGCCACUGUUUCCAACAGGCGCAAACUAUUGCACAGCCUGGUUCGCUGGAGAGUGAAGCGGGUAUAUACGCAGCGUGUUAUGAUCAGACAGGUUCGAGAUUGGUAACAUGUGAGGCGGACAAGACUAUAAAGAUGUGGAGAGAAGAUAAGAAUGCAACUCCAGAAACUCACCCUGUCAAUUUCAAACCACCCAGGGACAUUAGGCGCUUCUGAUAAGUGAUAAUUAAGCUGAU